Messenger RNA from Clunio marinus, 2198 nucleotides. Lineage: Eukaryota; Metazoa; Arthropoda; Insecta; Diptera; Chironomidae. The record is from the annotation of a GenBank genome assembly.
UAAAGUGCCAAAAAAGUAAUGUUAUAUUAAAUUUUGUAAAGAUAAAGAUGUUUAUACAUCGACUUUUGACGUCAAAAAAGUUCAGCAUUUUGUCUAAGAAACCAUUAAAAAUUGUAAAAAGUUUAAACUCCCACCAUGAAUUUUCUACGUCCGUACCAAAUUUUAGUAAUUUCAAGGAUGUUAAUAGUGAUCAGAUGAAUAUUUCGUUAUUCAAUAUUAAAAAGUCAUUAAAAUUAGCUAACAUCGCAUUUGAUGAUGGAUACACAAAUCUUAAAACGAAUUGUCCUGUUUGCGAAGGAGAAGAGAACUCAUCAGAUAUAUACAUUAAUAAAACAACAGGUCAAUUCUUGUGUCCAAAAUGUCGAUAUGGAGCUAAAUUUGGAUUAAUCGAGAAAUUUUUCACAACUUCACGCUCAUCAAAAACUGUUAACGAACUCAAAACAUACCAGAAACUAUUCCUCACUGCCAAAGAACAAUAUCAAAAAGAAAAUGACUUCAUCUUCCAUAGCUACGAACAAGAAUUUCAAGUCGUUACUUCGAAUAUGACAAACGACAUUUUUACUUAUUUCGAAUUUGACGAGAAAGUACCAAAAGAUUCAUUGUUGAGUCUCAAUGCUCGUUAUGAUAGCGUUGGAAAGAGACUUUUGUUUCCUCUGACUGACAUUCUCGGACAAAUCGUUGGAUGCAAAAUUCUUUCAAAAGAUGAGACCGGCAACAAUUUUACAACAGAGACAACCUUUCCUGAUCUUCUUUGCUCUGGUUUUGUAAUUCAUAACAAUGAGAAGAUCACGAAAAAUUCAAAAGACAAAGAUCAGAUGCCUCAUAAAGCUAUUAUAGUAUUAAAUAUCCUCGACAUCCUGGCAUUGAUGUCAACAAAAAUCAACGCAACUUUCAUUUGUCUCCCGUACGGAUUGAAGUUUCUACCUCAAGAAUGUUUACCUGCUUUAGAUCGUUAUGAUGAACUUGUUUUAUGGUUCAAUUACAAUACAGCUGGUUGGGAUAUUGCGAGGAAUUUUGCAAAGAAGUUAGACGAGAAACGUUGCAAUUUUGUUCGACCAACAAACGCACAUCCGACGCCUUACAAAGCUUUGAUAAGCAACAUCGAUAUCAAAGGAAUUCUCAACAAAUCUCAACCGAUUCUACACAAAGCCAUCACAACGUUUUCAUCUCUUAAACAAGAUGUUUUAAGUGAUCUGCAGAAUAUUGACAAAGUUCAAGGUGUUAAAUGGAAAAGAUAUCCGACACUUAACAAAUAUCUUAAAGGACAUCGCAAAGGUGAACUUACAAUAUUGACAGGUCCAACAGGUUGUGGUAAAACGACUUUCAUGUCGGAUUAUUCACUUGAUCUUGCAAUUCAAGGAGUUAACACACUUUGGGGUUCAUUUGAGAUUAGAAACACAAGAUUAGCUAGCACUUUAUUACGUCAGUUUGCAGGCAAGCCGCUUCUCGAUGUUCCAAGUGACGAAAAUAUGCUUGAAUUUGAACAUUAUGCGAAUGCUUUUGAAAUGUUGCCGAUUUAUUUCAUGACAUUUCAUGGUGAGCAACAAAUAAAGAAUGUAAUGGAAGCGAUUGAACAUGCAACAUAUGUUCAUGAUGUUAAUCAUGUUAUUAUUGAUAACGUGCAGUUUAUGAUGGGAAUUUCAGAAGAAGCAAAACAUAUUGACAGGUUUUGGAAACAAGAUGCAAUCAUUGCUGCUUUUAGAACUUUCGCAACGAGGAAGAAUUGUCAUGUGACGUUAGUUAUUCAUCCUCGAAAAGAGAAAGAAAGUGACGAUCUUACAACAAGUUCAAUUUUUGGAGGUGCAAAAGCAACACAAGAAGCUGACAAUGUUCUUAUAAUUCAGGAUAAAAGAUUGACAUCAGUCAGGGGAAAGAAAUAUUUACAGAUUGCAAAAAAUCGCUAUUCGGGAGACCUUGGAAUUAUGCCACUUGAAUUCGAUAAACAAAGCCUCAGCUACGCUCAGAAGAUUAAAAAGAAACUUGAAUCGUCAGAUCAACAAACAAAGUCAGAAAUGGAAUCAUCACAAAACGAAUCUGACGAAAUCAAAGUUCUGUGAUUUUAAUGAGUUUUCUUGUUGUUAUCGUCGGGCCAAUCUAUCUACUUAUGAAAAUAGAAAUUUUAUAUUUUAUUGAAUUUAAAAUUAAAGUUUUUUUUCCGCUUCAGGAGAAAAUGAGAAAUAAAAAGUUUUUAAAUGAAA